AUGAAGGAGAUCCGAGGUUCGAGGGCGAGGGGAGACUGGCCCUGGCAGAGGGUGCUGAGGCAUGCGAGGAGACUCUUGUGGGUGCUUGAUAGGAGCAUCGAGUUCCCGGACUUCUUGAGGCAUGUGGGCUGGCUCUUAACACGUCUCGGCACGAAGUCGUUGCUUCUGCCACCUGCCCGGCAGAGCAUGCAGCAUCAUGUCCCAGUGGUGCAGCUGACAUCUCUCCAGCUGCACCGUGCCUUGCACAAUUGCCUCACAGCGCUGGGAAGAGCUCAGGCUCAAUACUUUCCGAGCGGAGGCACGCUGAUUGGGAUCCUUCGCGAGGGUGAGCUUCAUGGCAAGCAGAGCCCUGGAAGGGUACAUGUCCUGGACAAAGACUUGGAGUGGUUCGUCCGCGCUGACACGCCAGAAAGGGCCUUGCUUCUGCCCUGGGCAAUCUUUCGCCGCCAAGAAUGUGCUACCACUGAGAAGAUGUCGCGUGCGCAAGCGAAGCGUUCCUUGUCCUCGACGGCCCGUUGGGUUUCUCGCCGAACUCUACGGUAA
Symbiodinium necroappetens is the source of this 543-nucleotide messenger RNA. NCBI's taxonomy places the organism in Eukaryota, Dinophyceae, Suessiales, Symbiodiniaceae. The record is from the annotation of a GenBank genome assembly.